Messenger RNA from Monodelphis domestica (gray short-tailed opossum), 4670 nucleotides. The record is from RefSeq and is a predicted model, not a curated record. Lineage: Eukaryota; Metazoa; Chordata; Mammalia; Didelphimorphia; Didelphidae.
AUGACCCACUGUGGCCCAGGCUAUUUCCAUUCCUCACUGGACCAGGUGGUGGAGAAGCUGUCUGUGGUCCUGUGCCGGGAGCCAGAGCAGCAUUACCGGAUGAACGACGUCGAUGUCUUGCCCCUGCGCGUGAACUACGACAACGAGGCCACAACCGGAACUGCAGUAACCUUUCCUGGAACCAGACCUUCUGCUUCCCCAUUCACAGCCACCUCAAGAUGUGUAGCUGUUUUAUUUAAUCCCCGGAAGCACAAACAGCACCAUAUCCUCAACAGUUCCAGGAAAACUAUCACAACUCUUACAUUUUCCCCAGAUGGCAAGUACGUGGUCACAGGAGAGAGUGGCCAUAUGCCUGCUGUUCGAGUGUGGGACGUAGUUGAACAUCAUCAAGCAGCAGAACUACAAGAGCAUAAGUAUGGCAUCACCUUUGUGGCAUUUUCCCCCAGCGCCAAGUACAUCGUUUCUGUUGGCUAUCAGCAUGACAUGAUUGUCAUUGUCUGGCUCUGGAAGAAAAACGUCGUGGUAGCUUCCAUCAAAGUGUCGAGCCCAGUAAUGGCUGUAUCCUUUUCUGAGGAUUGCAGCUAUUUCGUUACCGCUGGAAAUCAGCACAUCAAAUUCUGGUACCUGGACGAUAGUAAAACUUCCAAGGUAAACGCCACAGUGCCCCUGCUGGGCCGCUCAGGGCUGUUGGGGGAGCUUCGGAACAAUCUUUUUACUGAUGUGGCCUGUGGCCGAGGAAGGAAAGCAGAUAGCACUUUCUGCAUCACCUCUUCUGGACUGCUGUGUGAAUUUAGUGACCGGAGGCUAUUGGACAAAUGGGUGGAACUUCGUACCACAGUGUCCCAGUGCAUCUCAGUGAGCCAAGACCACAUCUCCUAUGGCUGUGCUGAUGAAGCCGUGCGUGUCCUCAAACCCUCGAGGCGUCCUUACUUCCUGACUACGCUGCCUAAACCCCCUGCCCUGAGGACUGACAUCGCCACCAUCACUGAGGCUAGCCGCCUUUUUGCCAGUCCAGCUGAUGCCAAGUACCCAGACACCAUCGCCCUGACCUUUGAUCCCACGAACCAGUGGCUGUCCUGUGUAUACAACGAUCAUAGCCUUUAUGUAUGGGAUGUAAGGGACCCCAAGAAAGUAGGCAAGGUGUAUUCAGCGCUCUACCAUUCUUCGUGUGUUUGGAGUGUGGAGGUAUAUCCUGAGGUAAAGGACAGUAACCAAGCCUGCCUGCCACCCAGCUCUUUCAUCACCUGCUCCUCAGACAAUACCAUUCGCCUGUGGAACACUGAGAGUGCCGGCGUGCACGGCUGUGCACUACACCGAAACAUCCUGAGUAAUGAUCUGAUCAAGAUAAUCUAUGUGGAUGGGAACACUCAGGCCUUGUUGGACACUGAGCUGCCAGGAAAUGGAGAUAAAACUGACGGGUCAUUGGUAGAUACUCGUGUGGGAAUCCGUUCUGUUUGCAUCAGCCCCAAUGGACAGCACUUGGCAUCGGGUGACCGGGUGGGCACACUGAGGGUACACGAGCUGCAGUCCCUGAGUGAGAUGCUGCGGGUUGAGGCCCAUGAUUCAGAGAUUCUAUGCCUGGAGUAUUCUAAGCCAGAUACAGGUCUAAAACUGCUUGCUUCAGCAAGCCGAGACCGUCUGAUCCACGUGCUGGAUGCUGAGCGAGAAUAUAGUUUGCAGCAAACAUUGGAUGAACAUUCCUCUUCCAUCACUUCAGUCAAGUUUGCUGCAAGUGAUGGACAGGUCCGCAUGAUAAGCUGUGGAGCAGACAAGAGCAUCUACUUCCGUACUGCACAGAAGUCUGGAGAUGGGGUGCAAUUUACACGGACACACCAUGUGGUGCGAAAGACAACUCUGUAUGAUAUGGAUGUGGAACCCAGCUGGAAGUAUACUGCCAUUGGCUGCCAAGACAGAAAUAUUAGGAUAUUUAAUAUAAGCAGUGGAAAGCAAAAGAAACUCUACAAAGGGUCCCAGGGUGAGGAUGGGACUCUCAUCAAGGUUCAGACAGAUCCCUCAGGCAUUUACAUUGCCACCAGCUGUUCAGACAAGAGCCUCUCCAUUUUUGAUUUCACCUCAGGAGAGUGUGUGGCUACCAUGUAUGGCCAUUCAGAAAUCGUCACUGGCAUGAAAUUCAGCAAUGAUUGCAAACAUCUCAUCUCUGUAUCAGGAGAUAGUUGUAUCUUUCUGUGGCGCUUGAGCUCUGAGAUGACUAUCAGUAUGCGGCAACGUUUGGCUGAGCUUCGGCAACUCCAGCGAGGGGGCAAGCCGCAGGGACUGUCACCCUCUCGAAGGGCCUCUGGGCUUAACAGUCGAGAUGCCCCUACAGCGCUUUCUGCAGUACCAGCCCUUUCCUCCGAGAGUGAAAAAGAUGGGGAAGAUGAGGGCACCGAGGAGGAAGAACUGCCAGCCCUGCCCAUUCUUGCCAAGGGCGCCAAGAAAGAGCCGCCAGCUUCAGCCCGAGGUCCAUCCUUGCCCAGAAGUCUGUCCCACUGGGAAAUGAGUCGGACUCAAGAGGGAGUAGAAUUCCUGGACCCAGUGCCUGCCAGCAGUCAAGGUCCCCGAAGGCGAGGACGAUGGGCCCAGCCAGGUGUAGAGCUAAGCGUCUGCUCCAUGUUGGAUCUUCGGCAGUUGGAGACAUUGUCCUCAGUACCUCGACCACCCAGCCAGGAUUCUUUGGCCCAGGAGUCAGUAGCUCAGGACCAGCCUGUCCUUGAGAAAAAUAGCCAACGAUCCACUGUGGAUGCCCAUUCCAGCCAAAAUGGCAGUGUUCCCAAGUCUCUGGUUUCUAAGUCCUGUGCCUGUUCCCAAGUUAUCCAGCUGAUUUCUCAGGAAGAGGAGGGGGUCUCUGCUCAAGAGCUGGAGCCAAUGAACAAUGAAGGUGGCAUUGUCUACCCAGAGCCAGACAGUUGCCCUCUCCUGGACUCCAGGUCUUGUCCUCUGGACGGGGAAUUCCAGGUACAGGCCCUUCCCCAUGGUCCACUGGGUAGCGUUUACCCAGUUAACAGAAGCACAGAGAAACACAGUCCUGAUAGUGCCUGCUCUGUGGAUUAUAGCAGCAGCCGUCUUUCCAGUCCAGACCAUCCGAAUGAAGACUCUGAGAGUACAGAGCCAUUGAGUGUGGAUGGAAUCUCCUCAGACCUUGAAGAACCAGCUGAGGGUGAAGAGGAAGAGGAAGAAGAGGAGGAUGGAGGAAGUGGCUCUGGUGGGCUACAGGGAGGCAGCCCCCAUACUCCUGACCAGGAACAGUUCCUCAGACGGCACUUUGAGACACUAGCCAAUGGGGCUGCUCCAGAUGGCCCAGGCCAGCCCCUGGAAAGGACAGAACCUCAAAGUAUAUCUUCCCGAUUCCUGUCCCGGGUGCAGACGCCUAGAAUCAGGGAGCCGCCCCUUUCUUUCUGGAGACCAGUAGCACAACAGAGACCCAUCAGGGUGUUUCAGGCCCCAAGUGAGAAGCCUCACAGUGGAGCCAUCUGCUUCCCUGGCAGCCCACCAGAGCCAGAGCCAGAGCCAGAGCCAGUGUGUAGUGUCUCUCACCCCCAGAAUAUGACCUCUAUGCUCCGACGGCGUCGCCUAAACCUGGAUGGCAGCUGGACACACAAGAGAACUAAAACUGCCCUCUCUGGCUCUGGCAGCAACCUUCAGAAAGCCCAGUCAGUGCAAAACCUAGGGCCACAAGUUACGUGUGUUUCUUCAGACGAGCCACCUCUGCUUGGCCCAGGACCACCACCAGAGAAUGACGUCGUCCAAGAAGGCCUGGGCCCUCAAACCCAGGGGGAUGUUUGCCCAGCUCGGCCCCGCUCCUACCUGAACUCCACCACCAGCUCCAUGGCCAAAAUGUCUCGUAGCUCCUCUGUGGGGGAGAACCUAGGCCAGGGGGAAUUGGCUGAAACUCAGGUCCCCAACCCCGUCAGGAUCACAUCCGUCAACAAGCUGGCCCUGCCGCGUCGGGCUCAUCUUGUGCUGGACAUUCCCAAGCCCCUGCCUGACAGGCCUAACGUAGCUUCUUUCUCUGCUGGGGCAAAGAGCCAGGCCCUCUGGGAAACGCAACAGCUUGGCUCCCCAGAGAGCCUGGGGAAGAAGUCUGUCACAGCAGUGGGGCAGGCCUGCCUGGGGGAGGGCAGCACUCUCACACCCCGGACAGAGAGCCAGGCCCAGCCUGGUCCCAAAAGCUCCUGUUCCCAAGAAUUACCGGCCAACUGCCUCCCCCGAAGUCCUGAGGACUUGCAGCCCCCAUCCCCAGAGGAGAUCCCCAACCCCAUGGAACCUCCCAGGCCUGGGGCUUCCCUGAGCCAGGACUCAGAACCAGUGAUGGUGGUGAGCAUGGAGCGGUGCCAGCAUGUUGUGGCAGAGCUUCGGAGCAGUGUACAUCAAGCCAUUCAGCUAUAUCGGCUGGUGGUCCGGACGAGUUCACCUUCAGCAGAGGAAAGCACAAUCAAGCAUUUGCUAGAAGAUACUUUGUCUCUGGCACGGCAAGACCUGGAGUCUCUGACUGGUGUGCCAACAGCCAGUCCCAGUGGGAGUGCAGGUGCUCUGGCAACCGACCAGACCCAGGCACUGCUGGAGCAGUAUUCUCAGCUUCUGCUCCAGGCUGUGCAAAGACGAAUGCAAGGGAGGCUCUAAGCCCCAGAGGAUCUGGCCAAAAAUAAACUUUGCUCCUCUUUCUCCAUGGU